AUGAUGACGUCACCAGUCAAAGGUAAAUUACGUUCCACUUACGUAUUUAAUUUUAAGAAAAAUUGUUUAUUUUGCGAUAAAAAAUGUUCGAUAGAGAAUGAAUUAAAAAAAAGUAAGGAACGUCACGAUAUUAUCUAUAAUGUUUGUACACUUCAUUUUAAACAAUCUGUUGAAGAUAUGGCGAAAAUGAGGAACGAUGAAUGGGGAAAAACAGUUUUGAAACGUUUAGAUAGUGUUAUAUGUUUAGUUGCUGAAGAAGCAAUUUAUCAUAAAUCUUGCGAAAGAAAAUUUUGUAAAAAUAUAUCAUCACAAGAAAAAAAGAAGAGGGGACGUCCGCAAGAUGAAGAUGCAUUAAAGGCGUUUAGUGAUGUAUGCGAGUAUAUCGAGGUUGGAAACGAGUGUCAAUUUACAUUACAAUUUUUAUAUGAAAAAAUGAAUGGUACGUGUGAUGAGAAAACUUUCAGAAAUAAAUUGAUUGAGAAGUACGGAGAGGACUUAAUUAUUACAACAACUCAUGGAAAAAAAGCAAUUGUUAGUUUUAAGGAUACUUCAUUUAAAAUUUUGACCGAAGCGUGGUAUACUUAA
Macrosiphum euphorbiae (potato aphid) is the source of this 585-nucleotide messenger RNA. Lineage: Eukaryota; Metazoa; Arthropoda; Insecta; Hemiptera; Aphididae. The record is from the annotation of a GenBank genome assembly.